Messenger RNA from Scomber scombrus (Atlantic mackerel), 3697 nucleotides. RefSeq names its product myosin IB (gene myo1b). Gene Ontology annotation, biological process: vesicle transport along actin filament; actin filament organization. Lineage: Eukaryota; Metazoa; Chordata; Actinopteri; Scombriformes; Scombridae. The transcript is spliced from 30 exons. The coding region runs from base 322 to 3648 and encodes 1108 amino acids. The record is from RefSeq and is a predicted model, not a curated record. Gene Ontology annotation, molecular function: microfilament motor activity; ATP binding; actin filament binding. Gene Ontology annotation, cellular component: cytoplasm; vesicle; brush border.
UAACCCAGAGACGCCGCUCUGGACGCUCCCUUCUACCCGGCGGUCUGUGCUCUCUCUCAAGCCCCAUCCAGAGCUCCCAUUCAAGAGUGCUGAGAUCCAGAUGAGAGCCACAUUUCAGCUCCGACAUCCAGCACAGCAGCACAUAGGCUCCGAGUCAAACUAAAAAAAAAACCAGCGGGGAAGAAGAAGAAGGGCUUCAGAGCCACUCCAGACUUUGGAGAGUCACCUCUUGGGAUCCUACUUUUGUCUGUGGAGUGGAUUUAGGACGAGAGAGGGAGCAACUUUUGCGGAGAUAAAGAGGGGGGGACACCGGCAGCCAAAAUGGAGGUGAAGACGUCACUUCUAGACAACAUGAUCGGGGUAGGCGACAUGGUCCUCCUAGAGCCCCUGACUGAAGAGUCAUUCCUCGAGAACCUGAGGAAACGCUUUGACCACAGUGAGAUCUACACAUACAUUGGCAGUGUGGUGAUCUCCAUGAACCCCUACAGGUCCCUGCCCAUCUUCACGCCAGAUAAAGUGGAGGAGUAUCGCAACAGGAACUUCUAUGAACUUAGUCCACACAUCUAUGCGUUGGCAGAUGAGGCCUACCGUUCACUGAGGGACCAGGACAAGGACCAGUGCAUCCUCAUCACUGGGGAGAGUGGGGCUGGGAAAACCGAGGCCAGUAAGCUGGUGAUGUCAUAUGUGGCAGCGGUGUGUGGGAAGGGCCAGGAGGUGAAUAAGGUCAAGGAACAGCUGCUGCAGUCCAAUCCCGUUCUGGAGGCCUUUGGAAAUGCCAAAACAGUAAGGAACGACAACUCCUCCAGAUUUGGAAAGUACAUGGACAUUGAGUUUGACUUCAAAGGAGAUCCUCUUGGUGGAGUCAUCAGCAACUAUCUGCUGGAGAAGUCACGCGUGGUCAAACAGCCAAGAGGAGAGAGGAACUUCCACGUCUUUUAUCAGCUGCUGUCUGGAGCCUCUGACGACACACUCAAGAAGCUGAAGCUGGAGCGGGACUUCAGCAAGUACAACUACCUGAGCCUGGACUCAGCUGCUGUCAAUGGGCUGGAUGAUGCAGCCAACUUCAGGACAGUCAGAAAUGCCAUGCAGAUCGUGGGCUUCAUGGAGGACGAGGUGCAGUCGGUGCUGGAGCUGGUGGCUGCCGUGCUGAAGCUCGGUAACAUUGAGUUCAAACCAGAGUCGCGCUGUAACGGCAACGACGAGAGCCGUGUCAAAGACAAAAACGAUUUGAAGGAGAUGUGUGAGCUGCUUGGGAUCGAACAGUCAGUGCUGGAAAGAGCGUUCAGCUACCGCACAGUAGAAGCCAGAUUGGAGAAAGUGUCCACUACCCUGAACGUGUCCCAGGCCUACUACGCCCGUGAUGCCCUUUCCAAAAAUCUCUACAGUCGUCUGUUUAGCUGGCUAGUUACAAGGAUCAACGAAAGCAUAAAAGCACAAGGUAAAACUCGCCACAAGGUCAUGGGUGUGCUGGACAUCUAUGGCUUUGAGAUAUUUGAGGACAACAGCUUUGAGCAGUUCAUCAUCAACUACUGCAACGAGAAGCUGCAGCAGAUCUUCAUCGAGCUGACCCUGCGCGAGGAGCAGGAGGAGUACAUUCGAGAGGGCAUUGAAUGGCACAACAUUGAAUAUUUCAACAAUGCUGUUAUCUGCGACCUCAUUGAGAAUAAUCAAAACGGCAUCUUGGCCAUGUUAGACGAGGAGUGCCUGCGGCCUGGAACAGUCACUGAUGAGACCUUUCUGGACAAGCUGAACACCAUCUGUGCUGAACACCAGCACUUUGAGAGCCGCCUCAGCAAGAAUUCAAAGUUCCUCACUGACCACAGCCUGCCACAUAAUUGCUUCCGCAUCCAGCACUACGCUGGCAAGGUGCUGUACCGCGCUGAGGGCUUUGUAGAUAAAAACAACGACCUGUUAUACCGGGACCUGUCACAAGCCAUGUACAAGGCCACCCACAGCCUCAUCAAACAGCUGUUCCCUGAAGGCAACCCAGCCAAAGUGAAUCUGAAGAGACCACCAACUGCUGGAUUCCAGUUCAAAGCAUCAGUGGGGACGCUGAUGAGGAACCUGCAGACCAAGAACCCAAACUACAUCCGGUGCAUCAAACCCAAUGACAAGAAGGCAUCCCACAUCUUCACCGAGUCUCUGGUCUGCCAUCAGUUACGUUACCUGGGCCUGAUGGAGAACGUCCGUGUGAGGAGGGCAGGUUAUGCCUUCCGCCAGGCCUAUGAGCCCUGCCUGGAGCGCUAUAAAAUGCUCUGCAAGAAGACCUGGCCCCAUUGGAGAGGGCCUGCCAGAGAAGGAGUAGAGGUACUGAUGACCGACCUCCAGGUCUCAGGUGAAGAGUUCUCCUACGGUCGCUCCAAAAUCUUCAUCAGGAACCCAAGAACGCUCUUCUUCUUGGAAGAGAGGAGGAGGCAAUGCCUACAAGAUCUGGCCACACUCAUUCAGAAGAUCUACCGUGGCUGGAAGUGCCGCAGCCAUUUCUUGCUGCUUAAAAAGAGUCAGAUUGUGGUGGCAGCGUGGUACCGCCGAUAUGCACAACAAAAGAAAUACCAGAAGAUCAAGAGUGCCACCACUGUGGUGCAGUCCUACACCAGAGGAUGGCAGGCACGCAAACUCCUGAGAGAGCUGAAAUAUCAGAAGAGAUGCGAAGAGGCAGCGACCACCAUCGCAGCCUACUGGCACGGCACCCAGGCUCGCAGGGAGCUGAGGAGGCUGAAGGAAGAAGCCAGGCGUAAGCACGCUGUCGCUGUGAUUUGGGCCUACUGGCAGGGACUCAAGGUUCGCAGAGAAUACAGAAAAUUCUUCAGAGCGAAUGCAGGCAGAAAGAUCUAUGACUUCACCAUCCAGAGGAUUAUGCAAAAAUACUUCCUGGGCCUGAAGAGCAACUUGCCCUCCAUGUCACCCAUCGACAAGAACUGGCCUUCCAGGCCUUACCACUUCCUGGAUGGAGUCCACAAAGAGCUCCGGAGAAUCUUCCAUCUCUGGAGGUGCAAGAAAUACAGGAGCUCUUUCACAGCAGAGAGGAAGGCAGUGUUUGAAGAGAAGCUGGAGGCGAGCGAGAUCUUCAAGGAUAAAAAGGCUCUCUACCCGAGCAGCGUGAGCCAGCCCUUCAAAGGAGACUACCUUGAGAUCAGCAAGAACCCCAAGUACCAGAAACUCAACAGCGCUGUGGAGGAGAAGGUUCUGCUGGCUGACGUGGUCAACAAGAUUAACAGGGCCAACGGCAAGGGUACGGCUCGGAUCUUCCUGCUGACUAAGAACAGUGUCGUCCUCGCUGACCAGAAGACAGGCCAGGUGAAAGCCAGCGUCCCUCUUCCGGACCUCACUAGCGUGUCUGUCAGCACACAGAGCGAUGGCUUCUUUGCUCUCAAACUGAAAGAGGGUUCAGCCUCGGCCGUCAAAGGGGACUUCCUACUCAGCAGUGAGCAUCUGAUUGAGAUCAUCACCAAACUCCACCACAUCGGCUCCACAGCUGCAGACAGGGAGCGGCUCAAUGUCGACAUCUCAGAUGAGUUUCUGGUGCAGUUCAAGCAGGACAAAGUGUGCGUCAAAUUCAUCCAGGGAGUCCCCAAGAACGGAAACAACGUGUGCUGCAAGCGCAAGAACAACCGUUUGCUGGAGGUGUCAGUGCCCGCAACAGCAUAGUGCUUCCCCUUCAACAACUCUCCAGUGCUGUUCUUGAGUGCUCAGACUG